AUGCCGAUUUCCAAAUCAAAGGAUAAACGUAAAACGCGUGAGAUAACUUUGGUGGCUGGUGAUGCCUUAGAAAUAAAUAAUAAUGGAACAAUAAAUGCCAAACUCUUUCAGAACAUGAUGACUCUUAUUAGUCCUAUUCCAAACAAGGAUGAACUGGAUAGAAGGUUCAGCCAAAUUAUGAUAUCAGCUGAUUUAAAUGAUGAGAAGAGACACAUACUUGAUGAUUACAGUGAUGAGAAAAAGUGGCAGCUUGUUUGUGGAACUGAUUUCCUAAAAGCCAAAAAUCCUCCACAGUUUUAUAUCAACUCAUUGAAAAAUUAUAUGACAGAGACAUCUAAUACUAAGAAUAAGACAGUUAAAGCUCAACAAUCCUGCAGGCAAACGUUGAAUGAUUUAGAAAUAUCUCUCAGGACCAACUCUAUUGAAUGGGUGGAAGAGUUUUUGAAUGGAAUCAACAACGGACUGAACAUUUUGAUUGAUUACCUGAACUGGGUGUUGGGUGUCAUGUUGGCUGACCCUGAUACUCAGCCUCUCUAUAAUUCUGCCCUGUCAACCAACAACAACUUGGGAAGCAACAGCAAUGAUGACGUCAGUUCCAACAGCAGUGGCAGUAUUGCUACAAUGCAGAUGAACAGACAAUCCAUAUUUGCCAAACAAACAACUUAUGACAAAAACAAAUCCCUAACAAAAGUCGUAAGCAGUGAUAUACACUUAUGCAUCAAAUGUUUGAAAGCUAUCAUGAAUCAUAAGGAUGGUUUCCGUUUGUUGUUUAAUCAUGAAAAAGCCAUAAACUCUCUCGUGCUCUCACUCAUCUAUGACAACUCCAGGACUAGAACCCUCGUGUUAAAUCUAAUUGCUGCAUUGUGCCUGGUUAAAGGAGGUCUUGACAAAGUUUUGAGUUCUUUCGAAAACUUCAAAUUGGUCUGCCAUGAAAAAUAUAGAUUUCAAUACCUCAUGCACUAUUUCAGCAAUCAGAAUGACUUUGACAUCGAUUUUGUUGUGGCGUGCGUAAGAUGUAUCAACUUGCUCGUUCAUUCAACGCAAGACAUCAACUUCAGAGUCUACCUGCAGUAUGAACUGCAUUCCAUCGAGUUUGAUAACCACCUCUUGAAGUUGAAAGCCAUGGAGAAUGAAAAGUUGACAUCGGAAGUGGAGGCCUACUUGUCAAAUAACUUGGAUGUUGGGAGCAUGCUGCAUGACGUCACGCAACUUUCCUCGAGUGAUUUUCAUGAAAAACAAAUUGCGGAGCUUUCAAAAAAACUGGAAGAUGUUGAAAAUUCAUCUUUGGAGAAAAUAGUUCUGCUGGAAGAUCAAUUGUCGAAGUUGACGAAAGUUAAAGAAUCGCUUGAGACUCAGCUGUCCUCACUUCAGAAUCAGAAAGUGUCUUUAAAUAAUCCAUCACCCCCUUCUCUAUCCACCACCACAAAUUCCUGUCCACCAGCUUCGUCAACUUCAUCAACUAUAUCUUCAUUGACCUCAACUUCACCAACUACAGCUUCAUCAACUACAACCACAAACAUUCCUCCACCGCCAUUGGCCCAGUCUAUGCAGCCUUCAUCCUGUGAACCGGAAGCAUCAACCAUACCACCACCACCAUCUUUCACCCCACCUCCUCCACCUCCCCCGCCUCCUCCUCCACCCCCUCCUCCAAUCGCCGGCAUGUCGAACAUCUACACCCCCAACAAAUCAUCGACAAACUCCACUAUUGCCAACGGUAGCAACGCUCCAGCAUUUCAAACCGUGAAACAAAUGAACACGAAAUCUCGAAGUCGUCUGCCCGCCAUCAACUGGUCAACAUUGAACGAGUCUCAGGUGAAGGACACCAUAUUUGUGGACAUAAAGGAGGAGAGCAUCUACAAGUUAAUAGAUUUAGAAGAUUUUGAGAAGCACUUCAAACUGCUGAGCAGGCCAUCUGUCCCCAAUGGCAGCACCCCAUCACUUGAAAUAAACAAAACCAUUAGGAACAGACGAAUGAGUAACAAGUUUGAGUGUGGUAAUGUUAACAGUAACAACCUUGUUACACUUUUGGAGCCAAACCGACAAAGAAACUUGAUUGUGUUUAUUGCAGCUAUUGCAAGAAGGAAGAUAAAUAUGGCAGUGAAAGACAUCAUUGAUGCUGUGAACAAUUUUGAUGUGAAGAAGUUAACGUAUGACCAUCUGGAUCUCCUUUUUCGUUCAGUGCCAACACCUCAAGAAAUUCAAAUUUAUAAAACUCACUUAGCAUCUGGUCAAACAAUCCAAUCACUGUCCGAAGAUGAUCAGUACAUGAUGUCUAUGACAACUAUUGAAAGACUGCAGCAGAAGUUGAACAUCCUCUUGUUCCUCAACACCUUUCCGGAUUCCUAUCAAUUAUUGCUGCCUAAAAUACAAGCCAUUGGAACAGCUUCGUCUUCAGUCCGCUCUUCAAAAAAGUUCAAAAAACUCAUUCAAAUAAUUCUGGCGAUAGGAAAUUAUAUGAACAGCCACAACAAGGGUGGGGCUUUCGGCAUCAAGCUUCAAAGUCUCGAUUUGUUAUACGAAACGAAGUCUAACAACAAGAAGCUGACUUUGUUACACUACAUAGUUCAGUUGUGCCAAAAAAAGUUUCAAGACCUUCUCACAUUCUACAAGGAAUUUGAUUUCAUUGAAAAAGCGGCGACUUCUUCCACGGAGAACAUUGCCAACGACCUGAUAGAAAUUGAGAGGGGCAUAAAAUCUUUAGAAAGUGAAAUUCAAUGCCGAACUGAUACAAAAAUUAAAUCCAUGCUGGAACAUUCCCUCAAAGAUUCAAAAAUCAAAUACGCCAAACUGAAUCAGGAUUACGAAAAAUCGAUUACCACGGUCUAUGUAGUGUAG
Helobdella robusta is the source of this 2835-nucleotide messenger RNA. RefSeq lists its product as hypothetical. NCBI's taxonomy places the organism in Eukaryota, Metazoa, Annelida, Clitellata, Rhynchobdellida, Glossiphoniidae. The coding region runs from base 1 to 2835 and encodes 944 amino acids. Gene Ontology annotation, biological process: cortical actin cytoskeleton organization; regulation of cell shape; cell migration. The record is from RefSeq and is a predicted model, not a curated record. Gene Ontology annotation, cellular component: cytosol. The transcript is spliced from 23 exons. Gene Ontology annotation, molecular function: actin filament binding; small GTPase binding.